CCCCUGACUGCUCCCUGUCGAGUUUCCCUUGCAUGAUUAUGGUGACGUAGUGGUACUGCUCCUCCAGUCUGACCGAGUUCACCACCGACGCAAAGCCCACGUCCACCAAAUGAACCCCUGCUUCCUCCAACACCUCUCUUUUUCCACCGACACCCGUUUUCCUCGCUCGACCUGCCUGGUGGCUCUGGCCCCGCCCUGCUCACCUCUCCCUCCUCUCACCUGUGAGACAGCAUUUUCCUCCUGUGAAACCAGGCGCCCGGACCUCUUCACGUCUCUGGAUCUUUUCUCCUCCACUGUUCUGCUUUUUACCAGAUUUCUCAGAGUGAGUGUCAAAAUGAGUGCUAAACUGUGGACAGAGGAGCAGUUCAACUGCCCUGUGUGUCUGGAUCUCCCUAAUGAUCCAGUCACCAUCCCCUGUGGACACAGCUACUGCAUGGGCUGCAUCAAGGACUACUGGAGCAAGGAUGACCCCAAGGGGAUAUACAGCUGCCCCCAAUGCCGCCAGACCUUCUGCCCCAAGCCCUCCCUGUCCAGGAACACCAUGCUGGCCGAGGCCGUGGAGCAGCUCCGCAAUGGGGCCCGCAAAGCUGACGUGCGUGAGUCCAUGCGGAGUGCCCGUGGGGGAGCUUCAUCCUCCUCAUCGAGAUCCAAAGGUAAGCUCUCCACCGCAGCGGUGCCGUGCGACAUGUGCAAAGGAGAACAGCGAGAGGCGGUCAAGAGCUGCCUGGUGUGUAUGAGCUCAUUCUGCGAGGCCCACCUGAAGCCCCACCAGACCAAGAAGGCCCUGAAGCAGCACGAGCUGAUCCCACCCACAGGCAACCUGGCUGAGAAGAUCUGCACCCAGCACAAGUACCUGCAGGAGUUCUACUGUCGCCAGUGCAAGAUGUUCGUCUGCUGGCUGUGCACCAGCAGCACGCACAAAGGCCACGAGUGUGUGUCCACCAAGGCUGAGCGGCUGGAGAAACAGAAAAUGCUGUCGGAGAUGCAGGCGGAGAACCAGCAGAGGCUGAAGGACAGAGAGCAGGAGCUGAAGGACAUGAAGAAGGUGAUGGAGGUGAUGAAGCGUUCUGCGGGCAGGGUGCACGACGACACGGAGCUGGCGCUGUCCGAGCUGCAGCGCUCGGUGGAGCGUCUGCAGGAGCUGCUGGAGGACUUGCUGGAUCAGGCCGGCCUGGAGAAGAUGGAGCAGGCUCAGGAGGUUGCAGACAGCCUGGAGGCCGAGAUCAAGGUGCUGAAGAAGAGGGACACAGAGAUGAAGGACCUGGCCGGCUGCCAGGACCACAUCUACUACCUGCAGACAUGCGAGUCCAUGUGCACUCCCACGGAGACAGGAGACCUCCCCCCUGUGCUGGUCAAUCCAGACGCCUCCUUUGAGCCCGUACGAGACGUCAUCCUGGACCUCAGGGAGAAAGUGGAGGACCUGUGCAACCAGGAGCUGAGCAAGAUCACCAAACAAGUCAACGACACAACAAUGUUCACGCUGGGAGAUGCCAACCGCAAUGCAGGGAAUAAAGGAGGGCUUUUUAAAUUGUUUUCUGGUCUGGGUACUCGUAACACAAACAGCCGCUCUCAAGCUUCCACACCCAGUAUCUCAAUUGGAGGGAGAAGUACGGACAGACGAGCACUUGGCCUCAAAACUCAAGACGUGAGGAGCAGAGACGCGCCACGAGACAGAGGAAACUCCCCCAGACCUCGGGACAGACAGAGGCGAGAGGAAAGAGAGACAGUGAGGGAGACCAUCUCCAGGCCCAGUCCCACUCCGAGCCGCAGAGAGUCUCAGUCUCUUUGGAGCAGGUCCAGUCAGAGCCAGGCGGCCCCUGCUGCAGCACCAAUCCCUAUACCGACUCCAAUCCCAGCCGCUCCAGCUCCAGCUCCAGCUCCAGCUCCAGCUCCAGCUCCAGCUCCAGCUCCAGCUCCAGCUCCAGCAUCCACUGGAGCUUUCAGCCGGAUGGCGUCCAUCAGCAGCCUCUUCCGCUCCCAUCGGCGUGGCACCAACCCGGCCACCCCAGUUAGUAACUCACCGUUUGCAGGAGGAAACCCAUGGGGGGUGUCUGCUGUGCCGGAAACACCCACAGAAAUUAACCCCGGUCUCUUCUUGGACACGCCUACCCCCAACGCCAUGAACCACGCGCCUGCUUUCCCUGCAUUGAGAGAGAUCAACAUCGACAGCAUCCAGGCGCCAGAGCCGAGGAGCAGGGAGGAGUUCCUUCAGUAUGCUGUGGAUUUGACCCUCGACCCCAACACAGCCCACAGGCGGCUAGUUCUCUCUGAAAGCAACACUAAGGCCACCCUGCAGGGAGCAGCGCAGCCCUACCCCGACACCCCCCAGCGCUUCGACGGCUGGACCCAGGUGAUCGGCCAGGCCCCGCUGUACGGCCAGCGCUGCUACUGGGAGGUGGAGUGGAGGGGCCGGGGCUCCUCCAUGGGCGUAGCCUACGGGGCCUUGAGCAGGAAGGGCUUGGACGCCAGGUCGGGGCUUGGUUACAACGCCCAGUCCUGGACCCUGGAGCUGUCGGACACCUGCUGCGCUGCCAUGCACGACAACGAGAAGAGGGACAUACCAGUGACCUACUCCCCUCGGCUGGGCAUCUACCUGGACCUGUCGGCGGGGACGCUGACGUUCUACAGCGUGGCAGAGAGCAUGACACACCUUCACACCUUCCGGGCCAAUUUCACCCAGCCGCUUUACGCUGCCUUCGGAGUGGGCUGCGGCGUCGGGGUGGGUCUGGACUUCGCCCUCGGCCAGUUCAGCUCUAGCUCUGACAGCAUUAAGAUCUGUCCCAUAUGAGGGGGCAGGCUGGAGGGCGCCGAUCGGUGGAUAAUGCUCCAUUCAUGUCUUCAGACCAACUGACUUCACAGAGUUAAACCCAGCAGCUUUGACGUGUCUAUGUUUAUUGAAAGCUGUCCGGACACACCGACUGAAAAGAUUUAUGAAGUGUGGCUGCACCUGAUGUUUUUUUUUUUCCUUAAAUGCACUUAAUUGAAGAAAUGUAUAAUCAAUAUUGUAUUCGGUUGUACUGGUGUUUGGCUCUGUGGUUCACCACUUUGACUGAAAUAUGUCAAAGGGUGCCUAGUUUUGUCAAGGCCAGAACAAGGAGAUCUCCCAAGUCCCUCCGUUCUGACUGUGCACAGGUACGUUGAACACACAAACACAAUACAUGUGCAUGGCAAAAGAGCUCCGGAGUGUGUCCAGCUGAAAGCAGACAUGAGUGUAUUUUCCCAGAUGAAGACAAAAACAUUCGGUUACCAAUAAUGAAAUAAAAAAAUCAGUUGGGAUAUUUUUCUCCGUGUGACCUUAUGAACCAAUUUCCUACGCAUAAUGUGAGUAAGAGUAAACCAGUCGGUGAGUCACUGUCUUUGUUUCCAUUGCUUUAUUUUAAAAAAAGAGGCAACCGAAUAAUAGCCAUGAGUAGUUUACAUCGGAUCAUGAUCUUGGAGGGAAGGGGAGCAGAAAUCAUGGGACAUUUUAGGUUUUAAGCCAAAGAAAGACACAAAAACCUGAACCGCCCGCAUUAUUUGUAAAACUGAAAUGACAACGACAUCAAAUGAAAAGAUACGAACAGUCUGAAUGUGCCUUCUCUUCUUUCCUCUUCUCCCAAUCCUACAGACAAAACAUUAAACUGAAGCGUCCUCCUUUGUUAAAUACGUUAUAAUGCAUCACAUACACACAGACACACGUGUGAGCAAGAGUAUUUCCAUUUCUUCAAAAUAAAACUUUUGGUGUCUUUUGGAUUUCCCUUCUGUGGGCCUCUAAGCAAAAAACAAAAGCAAAAAAAAAAAAAUUAAAAAAUACUGCUAUUUAUAUUAAAACCUUAGUUCGAAAUGUUAGCCGACAUUGAUACAACAGGCACACAUAAUGCUAAUUUUCUCAUCAAUAUGUUAGAAUCUAUAUACGUCAAAUAGUUGUGUCAGUAAAACGAGGUUACAUUAAAAAAAUAAAAUAAAAGUGCAGUAGCUGAGUGGGAGGGUCCGGUUGGAAGGUUGAAGGGUCACACAGCCCUACACUCCCUGUAUCUAAACAUGAUGUAAUAAAUGAGUGUAUAAGAUGAACUUUAAUAUGCGUUCCUACAGGGACACUCCCACCUGCUGGCCAGUUGGUGUCCUUGAAAUAACCCUGAAACACAUUAAAUAAACCUGAAUGUGAUACACAACUAAACUACUGUGUCAAUGGUUUUUCCCUCUCUAACAGACUGAACCUGAACAUCCCGCGGGCCUGAGAUAAAGAUGGUGGCUGAAAACGGAAACAAUAUUCCUCUCUUAAAAAGCCCAAGGCCAUGGUGAAAUGUCUUCAACCGAGCAGUGAUCCUCAAACAAAACUCCAAAUCCCACUGAGUGCAACCAAUAUAUACAAACAUGGCUCCAACAGGAACACAAAUCAUAACAGUGCUGGUUCCUACUUAAGGCCUCAUACCUUCAAAA
This is a messenger RNA of Acanthopagrus latus (yellowfin seabream), 4419 nucleotides long. RefSeq names its product tripartite motif containing 25, like (gene trim25l). The transcript has 17 exons. The record is from RefSeq and is a predicted model, not a curated record. Gene Ontology annotation, molecular function: zinc ion binding; protein binding. Lineage: Eukaryota; Metazoa; Chordata; Actinopteri; Spariformes; Sparidae. The coding region runs from base 110 to 2788 and encodes 892 amino acids.